Messenger RNA from Theileria parva strain Muguga, 1154 nucleotides. It is a transcript of the gene Bdh1, whose product is annotated as short chain dehydrogenase family protein. Gene Ontology annotation, molecular function: oxidoreductase activity. The transcript has 3 exons. Lineage: Eukaryota; Apicomplexa; Aconoidasida; Piroplasmida; Theileriidae. The coding region runs from base 1 to 1134 and encodes 377 amino acids. The record is from RefSeq and is a predicted model, not a curated record.
AUGAGAAUGAACAAUAUUAAAGCUGUAGUAGUAACGGGUUGCGAUAGUGGGAUCGGAUAUGGGAUUUGUUCCGCCUUAUUAAGGAAAAAUUACUUUGUAAUCGCAGGAUGUUAUACUAAACAAGGGAUUAAAAAGGUUAAAAAGCUGUACAAAUCAGUAUUUAGUUCUGGAGAUGUAUCUUCAUACCCUUCCAAUAGAUCUGAUUCAACCAAAGAUUCCAUGGAUAUCGUGAAUAACCACGAAUCUGACAAUCUUGAUCAUAUUAUUGGUCAAAAGAAAGAUGAUACUGGGAAUCUUAAUGAACACUUAAACUCAAUUAAUACUAAGAGGAACGUGUAUAGAAUGGGUAAUCGAGGAAUGAUAAUGAGAUUGGAUGUGACUAGUGAGGAAUCCGUUAAGGAAUUGUCAUCUUUAGUCAAAGAAUUAAUCGAUACUAAACAAAUCCCAAGCCUUUAUUCUCUAAUUAACAAUUCAGGAAUUUGGAGAUUCUCAUCACUCAAAGAAUGCUGGAAUGGUGAUAAGUUGAUUGAAAGUGAGGUAGAGGAGGAAUUAGAACGUUGGAAGUUGGUGAUGGAAACAAAUCUGAUGGGCUCAGUUCGAGUUUCACUUCGAUUGCUUCCAUUUUUGGCUAGAUAUGAAGGCUUUGCCAGAAUAAUUUUCAUCACAAGUGUUGUGGAUGAGACUGGAGUUCCUGGUCAGAGUUCGUAUGUUUCUUCAAAGUUCGCACUUCGAGGAUUCCACGAAUCUCUAAUGCAUGAGUUGGAAGGAACUAACAUCGCCACUGUAACCGUUGCACCAGGCGCCCUAUCAGAUACCUGCCUCUUCGAUUACGACUUUAAGUUGAAUAAGGAGUAUAGGCUCAACGAUACACAUAGGUUGAAGAAUGGAAUGAAGAUUUUGAAGAAAUUGGGGUCAAGUAGUAAAGGAGUUGUAAAAACAGUACUGAAGGCACUGGAGAGUAAGAGACCAAGGAGAUAUUACAGAAGCACAUCGGGAACAUUUCUGUUCAAACUGAUGAAAUUGUUCCCAAAAUCGCUUUACAUUAAGAUCGCUAAACUUAUUUUACUCAACUUUGAACACAUCUACACCUCACUUCCCCUCCUCACUAAACUGAUACGACUCGUUCUUAAAUAAGUUAAUGUAGUAUAUACUCA